Messenger RNA from Fusarium poae, 696 nucleotides. RefSeq lists its product as uncharacterized. Lineage: Eukaryota; Fungi; Ascomycota; Sordariomycetes; Hypocreales; Nectriaceae. The transcript has 2 exons. Gene Ontology annotation, molecular function: translation initiation factor activity; ribosome binding. Gene Ontology annotation, biological process: regulation of translational initiation. Gene Ontology annotation, cellular component: eukaryotic translation initiation factor 3 complex; cytoplasm. Bases 1 to 696 code for a protein of 231 amino acids. The record is from RefSeq and is a predicted model, not a curated record.
AUGAACGGAGAAGACCCGCCGGAGAGAACUCAGGAGAUCUCGUCCAUCAUCAACGGACUUGAGCGAUAUAACCCCGAGGCUGUCGGCGCUCUCGAGACCUACCUCCAGGACCAAUGCGAGCAGAAGUUCACUGACUGCAAUGCCAACCGAACACUACUGAAGCUGUACCAACUCAACCCUGACCGUAUCAAGGAUGAAGUCAUUACCAACGUCCUGGUCAAGACCAUGACCCAGUUCCCCUCCGCGCAGUUCUCUCUCGCUCUGCACCUCAUCAACCCCUCCUCUGCUGUCACUGGCGACCUCGGCGAAGCCAUCACCAAGCUCCGAUCCCUCAAUGGUCAACUUGAGGGUGCUCAGUACUCCCGCUUCUGGGCCGACCUCGACGACGACAUGGUUGCCGAUUUGAUUGCCGACAUUCCCGACUUUGAGGAGGUUGUCCGUCACCGCAUCGCCCUUCUUGUUUCGCAGGCUUUCCGUGAGAUCCAGAUCGGCCACCUCGAGUCAUGGCUCGGCCUCAAUGAGGACGCUACUAAGAAGUUUGUCACUGAGGUCUGCGGCUGGACUGUUGAUGCCGAAGGCAACGUCAAGGUUCCCUCAAACCCCGACAACGAAGCCAAGAAGGCUGAGAUCCGUGAGGACGUCAACGUCGAGCAGUUCUCCAGGGUGCUCCGACGGUCAUGGGAGGACACUGUUUAG